AUGUCCCAGGAACCGUUUAAUACUGAUAUUGAGCACGACGGCGCAGGACUAAUGGCUCAGAACGGAGAUAAAGGUAGAGAUGGGCGGAAGAAGGUGCUGGUUGUAGGUGCCGGUGCAGCUGGCAUGUCAACAGCUUACCAUUUAUCAGAGCAUCCAGAUAAAUUCGACGUGACUUUGAUUGACGCAGUUGACUAUUGCGGCGGUCAAGCAUUCUCCAUUCCCAUUGACAAAGAACGGCAUGGAGCUUCCUGGUGCAACCAAGGCGUCCAAGGAGGAUCUUACAUCUUCCAUCAUACCGUCACUAUGUUCUCAAGGCAGGGCUAUCAUGCAGACCCUUGCAACCUACAUGUUUCCUUUGGCAAAGACGAGACCUUCUGGAACAACGUAUUUCCAACCCAGCUUCUGGUCCGCCAUGAAAAGGAAGUUCGUCGCCUGACGUCUGUUCUCAAAUUCAUGCGCUGGUUUGAGAUUUUCUUCGCCUUGCUUCCGCUAAAGCUCGUCUUCAAGCUCUUCUUGUUCUCUGAGGAAUUCACCAACACUAUUGCUUUGCCUAUGACGGCGUUGUUCCUCGGUACUGGCAAUGCUACGCCUGAAGUUCCUGCAAUUAUGUUUGAGAGGUUGUGUACUUCACCGACUUAUGGAAUGUGGUAUCCAUCCGACAGAAACACAGUUAUCAGUAACAAACCCCCCAUGAUUGUGUUCCCCAAAUUCUCAGAGUUCUACGAGACUUGGAGAAAGGAUCUUGUUUCUCGUGGAGUCACCGUGCGACUUUCAACAGAAUUGACUGAGAUCGUUCAGCGAAACAAGAAUGGCGUUGUUGUGAAGCUCAAGCCGAGAACUCCGAUGCCCGAUCAUCAUAACCCCAACGGUGGAGAUCCCGAUGCUCCCGUAGGCGAGGAAAAAUACGACGAAAUUGUGCUCUGCUGUCUCGCCGACACGGCAAAGAAAGUCCUCGGCAAGACAGCCACCUGGAAAGAAAAGAAGGUCUUGGGCUCAGCAAAAUUCAGCGACGAUAUCACCAUCACUCACAAUGAUUCCGAUUACAUGAAGAAGCAUUACGAGAACUUUUACCGCGAUGAUUUGGCUGUUGCGAACAUCAAUGGCACUGACCAAUCGGAUCGUCUGGCGUUUGCAAAGACAGAGUAUCGACCCAUGUACUACAUCAAGAUGUAUCCCGAGGAUAAGUCCAAGCUGGAAAUGUGCUUUGACUGCACGAAUUACCAGAGUCAAUUCCCUGAAAAGGUACCCUUUGAACAACAUGUCUUCCAGACGAUUUAUCUCAACAAGGACCGGGACAGCAAGCUCUGGACUGAUAAUGAGAUUGCCGAGGAUAAGAUUAUCCGAAAGGACUGGUGGCAUCAGCUCUGUCACGGCUACACUCACUACCUAUUUGUCAUUCCGUGGAUGAUGUUUCUGAAUGCCAAGAAUCACACUCGCUUCGCAGCGUCUUGGACUCUUGUCAACGCUCACGAAGUAGCCGUCAUGUCCGGAAUUGCGGCUGCAGUGGAUCUCGGCGCCAACUACCCUGAAGACCUGGAGAACGACAAGUUUGCAUUCUUGUGUUUCCGACUCUACUACCUUCUAACAUACGGAAAAUGGUACAGGAGACAUUUUACGUCCAAGAAGUAUCUAAAGUCCCAGACUACGGAGAGUCAGGCAGCUGCUGAUGGGAAGAGUUGGGCUACUGGACUUUAUGGCAGUGUUUAUAAGGGACCUGGUGUUUCGGAGGUGGAGAGGAGUGCCUGGAGGGAGGAAAUCAAGAAGGGUUCUAGUACUGGUAAUUUGUCCUGA
Molecule: messenger RNA, 1791 nt
Organism: Fusarium subglutinans
Lineage: Eukaryota; Fungi; Ascomycota; Sordariomycetes; Hypocreales; Nectriaceae
Product: flavin-containing protein
Exons: 2
Coding region: 1-1791 (596 amino acids)
Molecular function (GO): oxidoreductase activity
Source: RefSeq, a predicted model, not a curated record